Messenger RNA from Pelmatolapia mariae (spotted tilapia), 3596 nucleotides. RefSeq names its product kinesin-like protein KIF23. Gene Ontology annotation, biological process: mitotic spindle midzone assembly; microtubule-based movement. The record is from RefSeq and is a predicted model, not a curated record. Gene Ontology annotation, cellular component: microtubule; nucleus; kinesin complex. Gene Ontology annotation, molecular function: ATP binding; ATP hydrolysis activity; microtubule motor activity. The transcript has 24 exons. Bases 58 to 2991 code for a protein of 977 amino acids. NCBI's taxonomy places the organism in Eukaryota, Metazoa, Chordata, Actinopteri, Cichliformes, Cichlidae.
UCAAAUCGAGAAGAGGCGCUCGUGAGAACAGCGGAGAGGGUGUUCACAACACAAACAAUGCAAAGACCGGGCAAAGGGAAGACUCCUCGGAGGCCUGGGCCAAAGAAGGCGUCCAACACAGAGAGAGAUCCUGUGGGAGUGUACUGCCGUAUACGGCCCCUUGGAUCAGAGGAUGAGGAAUGCUGUGUUGAGAUGAUCAGCAGCACCACCAUUCAGCUGCAUGCUCCUGAUGGCCUUAAAGCUAACCGAAAUGGGGAAUACAAGGAGACACAGUACUCCUUUAAGAAAGUAUUCGGUAUUAACACCACUCAGUUGGAGUUGUUUGAGGAUGUUGCCAAGCCGCUGGUAGAGGAUCUAAUUCACUGUAAAAAUGGUCUGUUGUUUACGUAUGGUGUUACUGGAAGUGGUAAGACCUUCACUAUGACUGGCUCACCUGGGGAAGGUGGUCUUCUCCCCCGUUCUCUAGACAUGAUCUUCAACAGCAUCGGACCCUUUCAGGCUAAAAGAUUUGUGUUCAAACCAGAUGAUAAAAAUGGCAUGGAGAUCCAGAGUCAAGUUGAUGCUCUCCUCGAGAGGCAGAAGCGAGACAGUCAGCAGGCAGUGCCCAAAACGCCAUCUUCUAGGCAGAAGCCUGACCCUGAAUUUGCAGAUAUGAUCAGUCCAGAUGAGGCCUGUAAAUCGGAGAAUGUGGAUGAAGACGGUUGUUACAGUGUGUUUGUUUCCUAUAUUGAGAUCUACAACAACUAUAUCUACGAUCUCCUUGAAGAUGCUCCGUAUGAUCCGAUCAGACCAAAGUGGCUCGGUGGAAGCACGCCUGUGCGGAGCAAUGAACCACCUCAAUCUAAGAUUCUACGAGAAGAUCAGAAUCAUAACAUGUAUGUGGCUGGCUGCACAGAGGUGGAGGUAAAAUCAACAGAGGAAGCUUUUGAAGUCUUCUGGAAGGGUCAAAAGAAAAGGAGGAUAGCCAACACUCAGCUCAACCGUGAAUCCAGCCGCUCCCACAGUGUCUUCACAAUAAAACUGGCCCAGGCACCACUAGAUGCUGAUGGGGACCACAUACUACAGGACAAAAACCAGGUGAAUGUGAGCCAGCUGUGUCUGGUUGACCUGGCCGGCAGUGAGCGCACUAACAGGACCAGAGCAGAGGGAAGCCGUCUCCGUGAAGCGGGAAAUAUUAACCAGUCCCUGAUGACGCUGCGCACAUGUAUGGAAGUCCUGCGUGAAAAUCAGAUGUGUGGAACUAAUAAGAUGGUGCCAUACAGAGACUCUAAAGUUACCCAUCUAUUUAAAAACUACUUUGAUGGGGAGGGAAAAGUCAGGAUGAUUGUUUGUGUGAACCCAAAUGCUGAUGAUUAUGAAGAAACUGUGUUGGUGAUGCGCUUUGCAGAAAUGACCCAAGAGGUAGAAGUGGCACGGCCGGUUGACCGUCCAAUAUGUGGCCUUGCUCCUGGACGCAGGCACAGAAACCAGGCUUUCAGAGACGAGCUCUCACGUCGUCUGGAAGAACGAGGAGGGCCCAGCAAUGCUGUAGAUGACAGAGUUCUGAUGACUCAGCUUAUAGAAAGCCUUCCAGAUUUACCUACUUGCGAGCUGGUCGACCCAGCUGAUGACCAGACGCUGCCCCGCCUGAUUGAGGUCCUGGAAAGGAGGCAUCAAAUCCGACAGAUGAUGACAGAACAAUUCAAUAAAACUGCUAAUACAGUGAAAUCCAUGCUGCAGCAGUUUGACAGCCAGCUCAGUGCAAAGGAUUACUUCCUCCACGAUCAACAGAGCAAACUGAAUGAAAAAGACAAAGUCAUUCUCAGUCAGAAAACGGAGAUGGAACGACUGGAGAAAAAGUCCAAAACGUUGGAGUAUAAGAUCGAUAUCCUGCAGAAGACGACGGACAUGUACGAGCAGGACAAACGUGCACUUCAGCAGGAGCUGGAGACCCGGGAGCACAGGCUACAGAGCGAGCUGUCAGAGAGGAAGCGCAUGGAGCAGCGCAUGCAGGGCGUGGUGACGGACACCAGACUCAAGUGGGAGAAGGAGUGUGAGAGACGGGUGAAUGCAAAGCAGCUGGAGAUGCAGAACAAGCUGUGGGUAAAGGAUGAGAAGCUGAAGCAGCUGAAGGCCAUAGUGACGGAGAGCAGCAGCGGUGGCAGCACUCCCACUGAGCGUCCAGAGAAGCCCGAGAGGCCCUCAAGGGAGAGAGAUCGAAACAUCCAACAGAAGAGGUCUCCCUCUCCAUCACCACUUCCUGAUUUCAGCCAAACUCCUUCCCACCAAAAUAAAGCCAGAGUUAGGGUGUUUCAGGACCCCACCUCCACACCAUCCUCCUCUGACUAUCCUUCAGUAGCCUCCAGCAUCUCUAGGUGGGAGCAGAGGCUCCCUGUAGAUUCAGGCAGCCAGAAUAGGUUCACCGGGACUCCCCAAUGCAGGAGCCGAACUCCGGCCCCAUGCCACAGCACCAGCAGUGUGGGUCACAGGAGAGGCCAGCGCAGGGCCCCAGGCACUGAGGUCCCUGCCACCACUCUUGUCUAUGGACUAGACCUAGAGGCAGGCACAAGGAAGGCACUUCCAGUUCAUCCAAAACACAGGCGUUCACACUCUGCUGGUGGGGAGAAAUGGGUAGACCACAAACCACCUUCUAAUUUGGAGUUAGACACUGUCAUGCAGCCAAUCAUACCCAAUGCAAUCAAGGUGUCCACCCCAAGCGAGAAGGCUCUGUCUAAAUGCCACAAGUAUGUGCUUAGACAUCAAGAGCUUGCCUCUGACGGGGAGAUCGAAACCAAACUGAUUAAGGGCGAUGUGUUUAAGACCAGAAGUGGCGGACAAGCUGUGCAAUUUACAGACAUUGAGACUCUCAAACAAGUGUGCCCGUUAGCACCAAGUCGCAAAAGGCGAUCAGGAUCUGCAGAAGGACCAGCUGAAGUGGAGGACAUAGAAAACAGGGCUCCAGUGGCUAGCACAAAUUCAUCCCAUGGGUAUCAAAAACGCAGAAAGCCUUAAAUUGCCCUCAAUAUUUUCAUCUUGCUUUUAACAUACAAGAGUGGGUAAUUGUGAGGAAAUUGAAGGGAAACUAUGCAUCUUUUCGAUACCAAGUUGGGUCUUUUGUUUGUUUGUUUUUUUGUUUUUUAAUUCUAUCACAUCUUAUUAGGAAUUAUUCUGGUGGAAUUAUCAUUUUUUUCAGAACAAGAGUAAUGGAGAAUAUUUAAGUUGUAAUUGCUGCAUUUGUGUUACUUUUUGAAUUCUGGAAAUAUUUCUCCUUAAAAACAUGAACAAACUUAUAAACACUCUACAAAUGGAACCUUUUAUGCUUUUGAAUGCUUUGUACUAUCCAAAGACGACCAUAUGUUUCUAUAGACCUGUUGUAUGUGCUUUUUUUUUUUCCCCCCCUAUGUCGCUGUUUUUCUUUUCAAAGGUCAUUGAUUGAUCAAAUGUCACACUAAGCAUAUUGCUGAUUAUUAAAAAAAAACAAAUUUUAGAUUAUACUGUGUAGAAUUGAAACUGUAAAUAUUACACCAUUAUGUAGGUUUUGAACUCGAUCCCUGGCCUGCAUGUAAAUAGAUGUCAUGAAACUUUUUACUUUGGCUUAUUGAAACAUCUCCUAAGAC